ACCAAUCAGAAGAGAGGAUACUCGGACGCCCUGCCAAAACAACACAGCCGGACAGAUCGCUGCAGAUACAGCGCCGCAUAUUCCGCUUUGUACGACAGGUGGGUUUUAUUUAUCCACUUUAAAAAAGACUUUUAAUAGUGCUACGUCGAAGCAGGUGUUUCUUAAGCCUCGCUGAGACGAUGUGAAGCUACCGGACAGCUCAGCAACGACAGCUACCCCGCGUUAGCUCCCGUUAGCUUCAGAUGCUAACCCUAGCCUAGCCGCUACAUCCACAACAUCCUCCAAACUGGACAAAACUUUGGAUCUAGUCGGGUUUACCUCGGGCACGGCGGCAGGUUCGCUGACCCCUCAGAAGAAGAUGAAGAAGAGGAAGGAGCUCAAUGCCCUCAUCGGACUCGGGGACAGCAAGAGGAAGAAGACCAAGAAGGGGACAGGACACCGGCUCCUCCGCACAGAGCCGCCGGGGUCCGAGUCCGACUCCAGCUCCGACGACGACGAGUUCAACAGCAUGGGCGGCGGAGCCGGAGUCGGGAAAAGAAGCUACGCGCAGUGCUGCAAUGUGUGCUACCCCUUGUUUCUGUUCAUCGUACUGGCUGCCUGCGUUAUGGCCUGUGCUGGACUCAUAUGGAUGCAGAUCGCUCUGAAAGAAGAUCUAGACUCUAUGAAAGAAAAGCUGCAUAGCAUGGAAACCAGCCAGAAGGCGUCUUCAAGUGAGAUACCAAAACUAAGUGAGGACCUGAAAAACAAGGACAGAAAGCUUGACGACAUUGAAAACGGGGACAAGGGGUUGAGCAAGCUCUGGUCUAACCUUACGGAAAUGAACAGAAAGAUCAGCUUGCUGGACUCUGCAGUCAACCAUUUAAAGGCCAACCUGAAAUCAGCUGCCGACUUAGUCAGCCUUCCCGCUACAGUUGAAGAGCUUCAAAAGAGUGUUGCUACAAUUGGCAGCACACUAACAAGUGUGCAGCACGAUGUGAACACUAUGCAGGCUGCUCUUGAAAAUCAGAAGAAAGAUGAAGAGUUGAAGAAGACAAUGGACAUCACAGACCUGAGAAAAACAGUGAGUGAGGCAAACAAGACAGAGGAGCUGCAUCAGACACAGACCGAUGAGCACAUCCACAUCCUCCUCUCUACGGUUGCAGAACUUCAGCAGAGAGUGUCGUCAUUAGAGAACGGAUCAAAGCAAAGCUCAAAGAACAAUGACGCAGCAGAAAUCACCGGUGAAAGCUCAGCAACCGAUGCGGCGAAAGAGGCUACGACGACCAAAGCAACACCCGGGGAUGUGCAAGAGGUAUCCACACCACUGACAGAGCCUCAGACAAGCAGACGUCCACGCUUCGCAACCCCAAACCGCUCUAAGAGAAAUGCUGAGACAACAUGCCCAAAGAGGUUGUUCCUGCCUGGAGUCAGUUCUCUGAAAGACUUGGAGGACGUCUUCCAGCAGGAAGGCAUCGGACGCAACUCCUCCGGAUUUAACUACCGCCGCCUGAGGAAAUUAUUUAAAACAUCGAAUCUCAAUGGUCGCACCAUGGAGUGUUUUGACAAUGACGGAGACCAGAUGUACUCCCUGAUGGAGCUGAGAGCUGCUCUAGGUUUGUGA
Anoplopoma fimbria (sablefish) is the source of this 1600-nucleotide messenger RNA. RefSeq names its product EF-hand calcium binding domain 14 (gene efcab14). The transcript has 9 exons. The record is from RefSeq and is a predicted model, not a curated record. NCBI's taxonomy places the organism in Eukaryota, Metazoa, Chordata, Actinopteri, Perciformes, Anoplopomatidae. Bases 359 to 1600 code for a protein of 413 amino acids.